Molecule: messenger RNA, 2038 nt
Organism: Kogia breviceps (pygmy sperm whale)
Lineage: Eukaryota; Metazoa; Chordata; Mammalia; Artiodactyla; Physeteridae
Gene: PRPSAP1
Product: phosphoribosyl pyrophosphate synthetase associated protein 1
Biological process (GO): purine nucleotide biosynthetic process; 5-phosphoribose 1-diphosphate biosynthetic process
Cellular component (GO): cytoplasm; ribose phosphate diphosphokinase complex
Molecular function (GO): ATP binding; ribose phosphate diphosphokinase activity; magnesium ion binding
Source: RefSeq, a predicted model, not a curated record
CCCACCGCCCUGCCCUCAUCUGAGAUGGUGACUGUGCGGGCGCUCUAGCCGCGCCUUUUCGAUUCCCGGAGUGGGCGGUGCCGUCGUCACUGGCUUUGAGGUGGCUGCGGCGCAGGUCGGGGCGAGCUCUGGUGGCGCCGGAGCCCGUAGUAGUCUUUUGUACGAGGAGGGUGGGGGUCUCUGACCUCUUCCCUCCUGUGCCGGGUUUCUCGGUUCCUUCCCUACGCGGGCCUACCGCUCCCCCGUGCAGCCCCGCCGCGGGCCGGCUGUAACUGCGCUCCCGGGCCGGACGAUGCCCAAGAAGCUGCUGCUGCUGCCCCCGCUGUCCGUGUCCUCCACUUUCCGCGCCCUGCGAGCCUGCCCCGCCGCCCGCCCGGCCAUGAACGCCGCCCGCACCGGCUACCGAGUCUUCUCGGCCAACUCCACGGCUGCCUGCACCGAGCUGGCCAAGCGCAUCACCGAGCGUCUUGGUGCUGAAUUGGGGAAGUCUGUGGUUUAUCAAGAGACCAAUGGAGAAACAAGAGUUGAAAUAAAAGAAUCUGUUCGUGGCCAAGAUAUUUUCAUUAUACAGACAAUACCCAGAGACGUGAAUACGGCCGUGAUGGAGUUACUGAUCAUGGCUUAUGCCCUGAAGACCGCGUGUGCCAGGAAUAUUAUCGGCGUCAUCCCCUACUUCCCCUACAGCAAGCAGAGCAAGAUGAGGAAGAGGGGCUCCAUCGUAUGCAAGCUCCUGGCAUCCAUGCUGGCGAAAGCCGGUUUAACUCACAUUAUCACUAUGGAUCUUCAUCAAAAGGAAAUACAAGGCUUUUUCAGCUUUCCUGUGGACAACCUUAGAGCCUCACCUUUCCUGCUUCAGUAUAUCCAGGAAGAAAUUCCAAAUUAUAGAAAUGCAGUCAUCGUAGCUAAGUCUCCUGACGCUGCAAAAAGGGCCCAGUCGUACGCAGAGAGGCUGCGUCUGGGUUUAGCUGUGAUCCACGGGGAGGCUCAGUGCGCAGAGCUGGACAUGGAUGACGGCCGUCACUCUCCCCCGAUGGUCAAGAACGCGACUGUCCACCCUGGGCUGGAAUUGCCAUUGAUGAUGGCCAAGGAGAAGCCACCGAUCACGGUCGUCGGAGAUGUUGGAGGACGCAUUGCGAUCAUUGUGGAUGACAUCAUUGAUGAUGUGGAAAGUUUUGUUGCUGCUGCGGAGAUCCUGAAAGAGAGAGGCGCCUAUAAGAUCUACGUCAUGGCCACUCACGGCAUCCUGUCUGCGGAGGCCCCCCGUCUGAUCGAGGAGUCCUCCAUCGACGAGGUGGUGGUGACGAAUACUGUCCCUCACGAGGUCCAGAAGCUGCAGUGUCCCAAGAUUAAGACUGUGGACAUCAGUCUGAUUCUUUCUGAAGCGAUUCGGAGAAUCCACAACGGGGAGUCCAUGGCGUACCUUUUCCGAAACAUCACAGUGGACGACUAGCUUUCCCGGUUGCCUUGGCCCCGGAACUCCCAAGGAAAACAUGCGAAAAACAGUGCCAUCAAUUAUGUACACAGCAUUUCCUUUCAAGGGAGGCAGAUGGUCUCCCCUGCCAAGUUUGGUGGGUAGGAGGCAUUAAGGUGGUCAAGGGGAAGACAGAGAUCGUGGGUCCGUGGCCUCAACUGUCUGUCGUCGCCACCCCGUUCCUUAACAGAAAGUUAGACACCUUCCUGAAGAGACUCUGAAAAUCUUGUUGACAUUGAAAGGCAGUGAAAGGGAGAUAAAGUCCUAACUCUCUGACGUUCAUUCAGUUGUUUCCACCGCAGGGAAACGUCCGUGUUGAUGUUGAACUUGGUUAGGGAAGCUGAGCACCCGGCACUGUUCCUGUUCCAGUUGUCCUCUCGCCAGUCCACCUCGUGCACAUCUUUUACAGAGAAUCAUAUUUUUCUUUGAGAAACUCCUUGCCAGCCGCCAGUGGACAAUGAAGCGUUUAUGGUGUUAACUCCUAGCAAGGACAUCAGGUUAAGGAAUCACAUCCUAACUCUGGAUCUCCGAGUUGCUCUUAAAUUGCAAAUAAAAGAAACUUCUGUC